This is a messenger RNA of Plasmodium yoelii, 6414 nucleotides long. RefSeq names its product conserved Plasmodium protein, unknown function. Gene Ontology annotation, biological process: endosomal transport. The record is from RefSeq and is a predicted model, not a curated record. The coding region runs from base 1 to 6414 and encodes 2137 amino acids. Lineage: Eukaryota; Apicomplexa; Aconoidasida; Haemosporida; Plasmodiidae. Gene Ontology annotation, cellular component: AP-type membrane coat adaptor complex. The transcript is spliced from 3 exons.
AUGGGAUGUAGCAAAAAACAUGAUGCCAAGGGUACCCAAAGGGAAACCCAAUUAUACAAACUAGACGAUGAUAUUAUCGAAAUAAUUAUUUUUAACAUUCUAUCCCUAAUAAUUGUAAAUGGUGAGCUAGAUAAGAAGAAUUUCAAAAAUAAAAUAAUAGACUCUAUUAUUAUUAGUAACAUAAAUUUUAUUUUAAAUAAUUUUUUUAUGUUUUCUUUUAAUAAUAUACAAAAAUUAUUAUUUAUAAUUGACAUGAUAUUGAACAAUGAAGUUAUUUAUUAUAAAUUUAACAAAAUAAUCGAUAUAAGUACCUUAGAAUGGAAUAAUUUUUCUAUUGCUACCAAAACCGGUAAUCUUGAUAAUAAUGAUGAUACAAAUUUAAUAAACCGAGAAAGAGGUAACAUUGCAACAAACAAAAAUUGCAUGUCUAAUAAUAAUAAUAGUCAUAAAAAUGAAAAAAACAAUGAAGAUAAAAAUAAAAAAUACAUAACUGGAAAACAAUACACAUAUAUUACAGACAGCCAUAAUAUAAACAAUGUGAACAAUUUUAUUGACGACAUUUUUAUUUAUAUAGAAGAAAAAAAUACUUAUUUAAGUAUAUUUCAUUUAAAUUAUAUAUUUAAAAAUAAUAAAGAAUAUGAACAUUAUUUUAAAAAAAAAUAUGAAAAUUAUUUAUCCUUUGGAAAAUAUUAUCAUAAUAUUAUCAAAUUGUGUAAAAAGAAAUAUCAAGAAAAUGAUCCUUUAUAUAUAAAAAAAAGUAAAUAUAUAGAAUUAUAUAAAUCUUUAAUAAAAUACCAUAUUUCAAAUUAUAAUUUAGUAGAUAAGAAUGAUAAAGAUUAUGAACAAAUUAUAUCUGCAUUAUAUGAAAAAGAAUAUACUUCUUCAUCAGAAUGUUAUGAUUAUUAUGAUGAAAAAAAUAAUAAGACACAUAAAACAAACAGGUAUAAAAAUAGUAUGAAAUAUACAAAAUGUGUUAAUUGUGGUAAUACUAUUAACUCUUCUAAUAAUACACAUACUUGUAAUCAAACAAAUUGUGAGACAGUUAAUUUUAUAGACGAAAAAUACAUUGUAUAUAAUAUACUGAAUGAAGAAAAAAUUAAAAAAUUAUACAAAUACAAAACAAAAAAAUACAAAUUAAUAAUAAAUAAUAAUUUUAUAAACAAACAAUCUUAUAUAUCUAUAAAUAUUUUCCCAUGUAAUGACAUACAUAUAUAUAAUAUAAAAUUUCAAACAUUAUCAACAAAUGUAUUUAUAAAAUCAUAUUUAUUAAUAUUAUAUACAAAUAUGAUAUUAUUUUUUAAUUUAUUAAACUCAUCUUUGUAUUUAUGGGUGUAUAAAUUCAUAUCAUUUCUUAUAAAUAUAUUAAACAAUUUUAAUAAUACGUUAUAUAUAUAUUUAGACAAUAGCAGAAUUCUUUCUCAGUAUAAUAAUAAUUCACAUUUAAAAUUUGAUAUAAAAAAUAUGUACAACAAAUAUAUAACUUCUAUUAACAAUUUAGAAAAUAUAAAAACUGACUCUUUAAAAAAAAUUGUCCAAAAAUACUCAAAAGAAGACAACAAAAUAAACUUUAAUUUUCCUUCUGAUAAUUAUGGAUACAUACAAAUUUAUGAUAAGGACAAAAAAGGAAACUCCAAAAAAUAUGUUUUUCAUCAUUUUGUUCAAAUGCAAAUUUUCAAGUAUUACGCUAUCUUGUGUCUAAUAGAGAUCGAAAAUUUUUAUCAAGGAAUAUUAUCAUGCUUGCUCGGGGACGUGUAUAAUAAAACGAUUGGAAGAAUAGGCAAGCUCAGUCUAAAAGAUAACUAUUAUGAGACCGUUUUUAUUAGAAAUAGACAUGAGAAGACAAUAAAUGAACCUAAUUUUAUAAACAAUAACAUCGAUUUAUAUCUAUUAAUCAUUGAAACGAAAAAUAUAAUGUAUACUAAUAAUAAUAAUACCCAAAGCGAAAACCAAAUUGUGAAUAUAUUAACACAUUUGUAUUUUUUAAUAUUAUUUAAUUAUAUUAAUAUUUUAGCGCAAUACUCAAUUGUAGAUAACAUGUUUAUACAAAAUGAAAACAAUUUUAAAAUUAUGAAUCCUAUAAAUGAAUCUAUUAGCGAUAAUAGUAGUAGUCAUGUUGUUAAAGAUAAACACGAACAUAAUGAAAAAUCGAAAAAUGGUGUAUACAUAUGUAAUAACAAAGAAUUAAACAAAAUAAAAAGUGAAAUUAUCGAGUUAAUAGAUAAAAAAAAUAUAAAACUUGAACUUUUAGAAUUCCGUAAAAGUGAGUAUAUUAUAGAAAAAACAAACGAACAAAUGAAUUUUAAUGGUAGCUUAAUUACAUUACCGUUUUAUACAAAUUUAAAUUUAUUAAACUAUAAUUUUUAUUAUAAAAAUUGUUUGAACCCUUCCUCUACCAAUCCAAAUGAUGUUCAAAAUUGUGUGGAUAUACAACCCAAUGGAAUAAUAAAUGAAAAUACAAAUAUCCCAAAUUGUCAGAAAGACAAAAAUAAUGAAGAAAAAAUAUUUUCGAACUAUAUUACUUCUUUAUCUCCAAUAUUUGUUAACUUAGUAAAGGAAAAAAUUCAAAAUGUUUUUAAUCAAAAUUUCGAUUUGAUAUUUCAUUAUAAUAUUUAUCUUCCUUUUUAUAUUAAUACUUUUGCUGAUAUAUUAAAAAAAUACAAUUAUUUUUUAUUUGAAAAUAAUAGCUAUUACUUUUGUCUAGGUUUAUCUUAUUUAUAUAUUUUAUAUGACCAAAUUAGCAUAGAAAUAAUUAAUGAAAUGUGUAAAAAGGUAUUAUUAGUUAUUAAAAAUAAUUAUUAUACAGACAUUAGUAAAAUAAUUAUAAUAAAUAUUUUUAUAUCUUUUUUAAACAAAAAAGAUGUUUUAAAUUUUUGUGAACAAAAUAUUAAAUCGUACUUCCCUACACUAUGUGAUAGUAAAGAUUUAAUUAUUACUAAAUAUUAUUUCCUUUUAAAAUUAAUACGAAAAAAAAAUAUUUCUUUAAACUUGUUGGAUAUAUAUAUCCAUUUAUGUACCCACAAAAAUAGUGAAGUAAUAAAAGAAUGUCCACAACAAACAACCUUACUAAUUGAAAAUAUACAACUUUGCACAGAUUUGUUAACUAUAAUUAACCCUCAAACAAAUAUAUAUGAUAAUGAAGAAUUAAUUUCCUUGGGUACAGAAAAUGACGAUUCUUGUAACAAUAGCAUUGCUGAUUUUCCUGUAUUCCAUAUAUCCAAACUUGAUACAAAAAAUUGUAAUAAACUUGAAAAAUGCACAUUGAAAACGAAAAUAAAAAAUAAUUCUAAACAUAAAUAUGUUCAAGAAAACACAAAUUUCGAGAUUAAUUUUGAUAAAAGAUGGAACAUGAAUUUUUCUCAUUAUUCAUAUGGUAUUGAAAAUGAUGAAAUGUCUAAUUUUACGAGGAUAAAAAGAAAAGUACCCCCCCAAAAAAAAAGAACAGAUUUUAGUAACAUAUUUGGAAACUGCAACGAAAUAAGUGAAAAUAAUUUGUCUGAUAUAUCACAAAAUGAAAAAAAUGUGAAUAUGAAAAAAAAAUACUUUUUAAUAUUUUCAUAUUAUAUUGUGAAACAUUAUAAAAAAAAUACAAUUAUAAUGAAUAUGUUAAAAAGCCUAGUACUUAACAUUUUAUUAUUUAAUCCAGACGAAAUAAAUCUAUUAUUGUUUAUUUUAUACUAUUUAUAUAAAAAAAAAGACAUUGAAUUAUUUAGCUUUAUUGAAAAUGUUAUAUUAAAUUGUUUAUCUAAUUUAUUUAAUAAAAAAUGUAAAAUAAUUGAAUUUUCUGUAUUUUUAUAUUAUCUUGUAAAAAUUAAGCAUUCAAAUACUAUUCAUAUACUUAAUAUGCUAUCAGAAGUUUUGAAAAAAUACAAAUUCCCUAUUAAGGUAUAUAUUAUUAUAAUUAAAAUUAUAAAAGUUAUUUUGCAAUAUCAUAAUAUUAAUUAUAAUUACAAAUAUUUGUUGUCAAUUUUAGAAAUUAUUCAAAACAUACAAAAUAAUCCCUAUUUAUAUCGAGUUAGUACAUAUUAUAUUAAUGUUAUAGAAAAUAAAGUAGCUUUUUUGGAAAAUAAUGAUUUUAAAAUUCAAAAAAAUACUCUGACAAAUUUAACCCUAGAAUAUGGUAUAAACAAAAAUAAUCAUAUUUCUCAAAUAAACAUAUUUCCAAUAAAAAAAAAAAAUAUUAUACCUGAAAAAUAUUCAAAGACAUAUAUAUUAUCAGGAUAUAUAAAGUUAAUUUAUUAUAAACAUGACAGAAAAAACAUACUUAACUUGUGUGAUAAUGGAUCUACUAUUUUUUAUUCUCAACAAAAUGCACCAAAUAUUGUUAGUAAUAAUAAGAUAAAUAGUGAUACAUUUUCCUUAGAAAAAUACUAUAAUUGUAAUGAUUUUAAUUCUGAACUUUUCUAUAAAAUAUACAAAGAUGAAGAAUAUAGUUUGGCACGAUACAUAAACUAUAUUAUGAAAAAUGAUCAUUAUAUUUAUUUACCUCUGUCAUUAAUUUAUGCCCAUAAGCGUAAAAAAAAAUAUAUUAAAAAAUGCUUAGGUAGAAAUAAUUCCAAAAUAGAGAAUAAAACAAUUUCAAGACAUGAUCUGACACAUAUAAAAAAAAAAUAUAAAAUAAAAUACAAAGACAAAAAGUUAUAUUCCCUUAAUAUUUGUUUUAUUCACAAGCCACAUUUUAUUAGCAUGCACAACGUCUAUAUCCCAUACAUAGAAUUAGGUGAUGAUAUUAGUGAAGAUAAUAAUCGAAAAUUCAGAAAAAAAAAUGAAAAAAAAUGGCACAUAAAAGGAUAUAAUAAAAAACGUAGUGAUAAUAAAAACGUGAGUCUAUUAAAAAUACCUAAUAAAAGGAUAAUUUUUACCUUACAAAAAAGAAAAAAAAAAUUUUUUUUUGUUUAUUCUAAAUAUAGCUACAUGUUAUGUAAAAGUAUCACACAUGAGAUGAAUUACUCUAUUUUGAAUAAUAUAAAAAAUAAUGAAAGAAAAAAAAAACAAAAUAUACUUCCAAAUUAUCAAAAUGUUACAUGUAUAGAAAAAGACAACAAAUUAUUACAAGAAACACAAUCCACGAAAAAUAGACAAAUAAGUGAAAUUAUAAAAAAAGAAUGUAUACAAAAAAUAACAAAAAUAUAUAGUAAAAAUUUUGUAAAUUUAAAAAAAGAUUUAGUAAAAAAAGAAAUAUACAAAAGAAAAUGGUAUUUGAAAAAAUACUUGUUAAGAUUAAAAAAAGUAUAUCACAUAAAAAAGAAAAGCUGUAAAAAGGAAAAACCGAAAAACAAAAUUAUGAAUAGAUAUAAAUUAUUAAUUAAAAUAGGUGUAAAAUUGUUAAUCAACACCACAUUUUAUGCAUAUAUUAUUUAUUUAAACAAAAAAAAAAUGUUUAAAAAAUUUUUAGGAGAAUAUAAUUUAAAAUUUACUGAUUUCUUUUUACCCUUUAAAGCGCCUACUAUAUAUUGGAAAAACAUUUUUGAAAAUAUAUGGAAUGGGAAAUUUGAAAAAAUGUAUAAAACCGCAAAAUAUUUUAAUAUUACAUCCGAUCACGCUUUAAAUGUAGUAAAUAAAAAAUUAUAUCCUUUUUUAAUUAUAGAACAACCUAAUAUAAAAAAUACUAAAAUUUACAAUAAGCCUAAAUAUAAUAUGCAUGUAGAAAAAGCAUAUGCCCUCAAUGAUACAUAUUAUGCUUAUAAUAAGAAAAAAGAAAACAGACAAAUAAAAAGAGAUAUAUUGGAUGAAUUCUAUAUUGAUAACUAUUCCCUUAAUUCGUCUGACACAAGUAUUAAAUCUAAUAAAAGCAAUGAACAUCAUUUUAAAAAUAAUGAACUUAAUGCAAGACAAAGGAAGCAUAGAAAAAAAAAUUGUUUUAAGCUUUAUAAACCAAUACUAUUAUACAACACAUUUUAUCCUGGCUUAAAUAACCUAUGCAAUAAGACUAAUAAAAAAGAGAAGGAAAUAAUUAACUCAGACAAAAAAAUAAAUAAUAUUAUUAAAAUUAUAAAUAAGGUGAAAACACAUAAUAAUAUUUAUUCAUUGUUAAAAAAUAGGAAAACAAAGUUUUUUAAUUUUUUUAUUAAUGAUGAUAAUGAAAUUAUUAUGGACAAAAUUAUUCAGAGAAAUGUAAAUAAAAAAAAAAAUAUUUAUAAUUCUAAAUUCAAAUUAAAUAUAGAUUUGUAUAAAAAAUAUAUUGAUUUAAUUGACAAAAAAAAUUAUCCCCUUGUGUUAAACAAAGGAAAAAACAAUAGCAAAGAAAAUACUAAUAAUAGCACUAUUAAUAAAUUCAUUGGAAUAUUUUUACCUCCUAAGCAUCAUUUGCUAAUGGUUUUCCAAAUAUAUGACAAAUCAACUAUUGUUAAAAUUCGCACAGAUAACUUAAACAUUCUGAAUUAUUUGGACCAAUUUUUCGAUGAAUAUUUCUCCUAA